Lentinula edodes (shiitake mushroom) is the source of this 1227-nucleotide messenger RNA. RefSeq lists its product as uncharacterized. The coding region runs from base 1 to 1227 and encodes 408 amino acids. The record is from RefSeq and is a predicted model, not a curated record. The transcript has 3 exons. Lineage: Eukaryota; Fungi; Basidiomycota; Agaricomycetes; Agaricales; Omphalotaceae.
AUGUCUGAUCCGUUCCGGUGUGCACCUGGAUGUAAUCGAGGUCCAUUUUCUUCUGCUCAGGCAACCAGUCGACAUCGCGGAAGCUGUGUGACAUGGAACACUUAUGUUGCAACUCAAGCACAGAAACGUGGGUUUGAAGAAGUGGGUGGUGAGGAUGAAGAUCCUGCAAUCACCCGUCGAAGGCAACAGAAACGCAAGAAGCUCAAAAAAGCUGAAACUAUUCCUGGUAAUCGUGUCAGUAGUGCUCUUCCUUCACCAGGCAUCCGAGUCCUUCCUAACUCUUCUACUAUUGAUCCAACGGUACGUUGGACAAAGCUUGAAACAGAUCGACAGAGUCUGACUGAUAUGAUGCGAUCCUCGCCUGAUGUAUCCCCGGAACCAGUCCAUUUACCUGCACCAUCACCAGAGGAACUGACAGCAGCAGGUAGACCUAUUCGCUCAACCCGUGGGCGUCUUCCAGCACGUUACCAUGACAUACUGCCGCGGGGAACUCCUGCUGUUGUGACUUCGCAGAUAGAGGACCAAGAGCGAGUUGAGCAACAAAAUUCUAUUCCCACAACAAACUUACCUCGAGUCAUACUUAUUGUCCGUGACUGCUUGAAGACCCAGCUGAAUCGCUUUGGCUUGUGGCGCGAGUACCCGGAUCGACCCUCUUAUGACCCCGAUGGAGAGGUUGGCAUCCAGGAUUUGUCAAAUCUGCCAUGUCACGAUGAGCAGGAUGAUGACGAGGCUUCGAAGGAUUCCCAGGACUUGGAAGACUCCCCCUUGAAUCCGACUCAGACGCUCCUCAUGGGCUGGCAAAACAAUGGAAACUCAACAAAAUCCAACAUCGAAAUGGACGGACUUGCACGUAUCAUCCAGCGGCCUGAAUUCCGGGUUGAUGAACUUCGAGGGUACAAUGCACAAACCGCUAAUGAGAAGAUCACCAAAGCAGAUGAAAACUGGGAGCGCAAUCGAUUCAAGGACUCGUUUACAGAGACUUCUGUAGAAAUUGAAGUCCCAUCUGGUGACGCACAGAUUCCCCCCAAAAAGUUCACGAUUCCGCAGCUGUUAUACCGCGACCCCCUUUCAGUAAUCCGCGCAGCAUUUGCAGAUCGGCUUGCGAGUCAGUUUCAUUUCACGCCCUUCAAACUUUUUCAGCAAGUUGAAGAUGAGGAGGGGAACAGCUUCUCGCAGCGUGUUCAGACCGACCUCUACAAUUCCGACGUGUUUAUUGAGGAACUUUAG